GAGCCUGAACCACAUCCAGGCACCAGGACCUCCAGUCCAAUGGUGCCUUCUUCCUCCCAGUCCCACGGUUCACUUUGCCCUACAGCAGCGAGGGCCAAGGUGGAAGAGGCCAAAAGCCCAGGCGAGUCGUGGCGGGUGACGGAGCGAUUGCGAGGGGGACUGAGAAUCGCUCUGAGAUGGGACUCUCCUAAGUCCCCCGUUCGCCAGGUGAGGCGGCAGCAGCAGCAGCUUCUCAAGCGGCCACUGCUGCACUGACUCGCACGCCUCGGGCUUCGCCGUCGGGCGCCCUUGGGAAUUAGGAGCUCAGGUCUGCAGCCAUGGGUUCUCUGAGCAAACACCCACUGGAGACCCAUGCAAGGCCCUAACCCCGAGCCUCGCCACCUAGCCACCUCGCUGAAGAUGUCAUUGCUUGGAAGGGACUACAGCAGUGGGCUGAACUCCUUGAAUGAUGGGUCCAAGUCGCUCUCAGAGAACAGCAGCAGCACGACUUCAGAGAACGUCCACCCUGCUGAGGAAGCGGGACUAUCGCUGCUGCAAACCUUGAUCCACCUGCUGAAAUGCAACAUUGGCACAGGACUCCUGGGGCUUCCCCUGGCCAUAAAAAAUGCCGGCUUGUUGGUCGGUCCCAUCAGCAUGCUGGCCAUUGGGAUCCUCACAGUGCACUGCAUGGUCAUCCUGCUGAACUGUGCUCACCACCUCAGUCAGAGACUGCAAAAGACUUUUGUGAACUAUGGAGAGGCCACGAUGUACAGCCUUGAAUCCUGCCCAAACACCUGGCUGAGGACACACUCCGUGUGGGGGAGGUACACCGUCAGCUUCUUAUUAAUCAUCACGCAGCUGGGCUUCUGCAGUGUUUAUUUUAUGUUUAUGGCAGAUAAUUUACAACAGAUGGUGGAAGAAGCCCACGUGACCUCCAACAACUGCCAACCCAGGAAGAACCUGGUGCUGACUCCCAUUCUGGACAUUCGUUUCUACAUGCUGGCAAUCCUGCCCUUCCUGGUCCUGUUGGUGUUCAUCCAGAACCUCAAGGUGCUGUCCAUCUUCUCGACAUUGGCCAACAUCACCACCCUGGGGAGCAUGGCUCUCAUCUUUGAGUAUAUCAUACAGGGGAUUCCGUAUCCCAGCAACCUACCUCUGAUGGCGAACUGGAAGACCUUCUUGCUGUUCUUUGGUACAGCCAUCUUCACAUUCGAAGGCGUCGGUAUGGUUCUGCCUCUCAAAAACCAGAUGAAGGACCCACAGCAGUUUUCCUUUGUUCUGUACUUGGGGAUGUCCCUUGUCAUCAGCCUCUAUAUCUGCCUGGGGACACUGGGCUAUAUGAAGUUCGGGUCAGACACCCAGGCCAGCAUCACCCUCAACUUGCCCAAUUGCUGGUUGUACCAGUCUGCGAAGCUGAUGUACUCCGUUGGCAUCUUCUUCACCUAUGCCCUCCAGUUCCACGUCCCGGCCGAGAUCAUCAUCCCAUUCGCCAUCUCCCAGGUGUCAGAGAACUGGGCACUGUUUGUAGACCUGUCUGUCCGCACAGCCUUGGUCUGUCUGACCUGUGUCUCAGCCAUCCUCAUCCCCCACCUAGACCUGGUCAUCUCCCUGGUGGGCUCUGUGAGCAGCAGCGUCCUGGCCCUCAUCAUCCCGCCCCUCCUGGAGAUCAUCACCUUUUACUCUGAGGACAUGAGCUGUGUCACCAUUGCCAAGGACAUCAUGAUCAGCAUCCUGGGCCUUUUGGGGUGUAUAUUUGGGACAUACCAAGCCCUCUAUGAUUUGACCCAGCCCAUCAACCAUUCCGUGGCCAACUCCACAGGUGUCUAUGCAUAACUGUCUAUUUUUAUUCUUACGGCUCUGCCUUCCUCCCACCCCCAGUUUGACUUCCCUGUGGAUGUUGUAGACCUUCAGCAAACCCUCCCAUCUCUAUAUUAACUAGUGGCAUCUUUUUAUCUUUCCAAGAGGAGCAUAGAUAACACAAGUUAGUACUAAUGCCUCUCAGGCUCUGCCUUUUUUGGUUUUGGUUUUCUUUUCUUUUUUGUACCUCUGAACCAAAUCACAUUCAAUCAUUUGUAUUAUCAGCCUCGUUUAAUGGAAAAGGGAUGUCAUUCACCCCUAUCUUCCUGGAAACAGGGAACAAGCAUAAAUGCAAAAGAAAUUGUUUUCUCUGUACUGCAGUAGCUGCCCUUAACGCAUCAGAUUUAGAAAAGUGUAUAUUACGGGAAGGGAGUUUCCUAUUUAGGUAUUCUAAAUGAGAGAAUCACAGGCAGAACAAAACCAGAACUUAGCAGUAACUUUGUCCAGCCGCUGCCUCUGCCACUGAUUGCCUAUGGGACCUUGGGCAAAUUGCUCCUCCUCUCUCAGUCUUAGCUUCUUUGCCUAUAAGUGAAGGGUUGAGCUAAUUGAUUAUUAAGGGCUCUGUCAACUCUGACAUUCUGAAAGUGAAAAAAAGAAGUUAAUUUAUUUUCCAACCAC
Molecule: messenger RNA, 2454 nt
Organism: Propithecus coquereli (Coquerel's sifaka)
Lineage: Eukaryota; Metazoa; Chordata; Mammalia; Primates; Indriidae
Gene: SLC36A3
Product: solute carrier family 36, member 3
Exons: 10
Coding region: 352-1812 (486 amino acids)
Biological process (GO): L-alanine transport; glycine transport; proton transmembrane transport
Cellular component (GO): vacuolar membrane
Molecular function (GO): glycine transmembrane transporter activity; L-alanine transmembrane transporter activity; L-proline transmembrane transporter activity
Source: RefSeq, a predicted model, not a curated record